AUGGCGACCCCAUCCAUGCCCGCUCGUGGAGAUCGAACGGCCCCGACCUUUGACCCCCAUCAACCCCGCGAAUUGAGACGAUAUUUCUCCGAUCUGGACUUCCACUUCGUUCGGUCUGCGGUAGUGGACGAACAAGAAAGAAAGAAACACGCUUGCCGAUUCCUAGAUGUCGACACCUGUGAGCUUUGGGAAUCGCUCACCACUUUCACCGACGCCACGAAGACCUUCAAGGAGUUCUGCGAAGAGGUCUACAGGCUAUACCCCGGAUCGGAGGAAGAACGCAAAUGGUCGGUAUCGGAUAUGGACAAGCUAGUCGGCAAAACGAGCAGGGUCGGCAUCUUGUCUCUCAGCGAACUCGGCGACUAUCAUCGGCGAUUCCUGGCGAUCACGGUAUUCCUCCUCAGCAAGGCACGGAUCUCGGUCGCCGAACAAGGACGCGCCUUCGCUAGAGGAUUCCAACCGGAGCUAUGGGCAAGAAUCUCUCAACGUCUACAACUCAAGUUCCCCGAUCAUUUCCCAGACGACCCAUACAACCUCCAAGACAUCCACGACGCGGCCCGAUUCGUCUUGCACGGCACCACGUCCGCCUACAGCACGACCCCUACCGACAUCUCUCGAGCAGCCCCCGCCGCGCCGCCCACCAACGCGAUCAAGGCCGAAGACCUGGCGACCAUGUUCGAACGGCUCACCGACACCUUUGUCAAGGCCAUCACAGCUCAGGGGACGACCAGGCCAGCCGAUCGACCAUCCCGACAGCCAGGACAAGGCGGCGACAACUGCAUGUUCUGCGGCAGAAUAUCGAAGGGAAGGUGGUAUUGUCAAGUGGGGCAUUCGUACCGAGAGAAAUCACGGGUAGUAACCUGA
Heterobasidion irregulare TC 32-1 is the source of this 864-nucleotide messenger RNA. RefSeq lists its product as uncharacterized. Bases 1 to 864 code for a protein of 287 amino acids. NCBI's taxonomy places the organism in Eukaryota, Fungi, Basidiomycota, Agaricomycetes, Russulales, Bondarzewiaceae. The record is from RefSeq and is a predicted model, not a curated record. The transcript is spliced from 2 exons.